Messenger RNA from Bicyclus anynana (squinting bush brown), 1869 nucleotides. RefSeq names its product cytochrome P450 4C1. Lineage: Eukaryota; Metazoa; Arthropoda; Insecta; Lepidoptera; Nymphalidae. Gene Ontology annotation, molecular function: heme binding; oxidoreductase activity, acting on paired donors, with incorporation or reduction of molecular oxygen; iron ion binding. The record is from RefSeq and is a predicted model, not a curated record. Bases 118 to 1596 code for a protein of 492 amino acids. The transcript has 11 exons.
UAUUUUAACUGAACCAUACACAGUUCAGCUAGCAACUGCACGUUUCGCGCGUGUUUUUGUGUGGUGCUUUGUAGUCAAAUGUAUUAUAAUUAUUCUGAAUUGAGAUCCUGAUACAAAAUGUUGACUACAGUGUUAGGGCUAAUUUUUUUGGCCGGUUGUGUAAUCGCGUGGCGUUGGAGAAACAGUAACAAUGAUGAGCCAGUAGUCAUCAACGGAUACUUCCCUAUCAUAGGUCACGCACACGUAUUGUUUGUAGCCGAUUAUAUACAAUAUUGGGUCUAUUUCUUAGAAUCCACAUGGGAAAGCAUGAAGGCAGGAGGGGUCGCACGUUGUUUCAUUGGACCUCGGACAGUUUACAAUAUAUCAGACCCGGACGAUUUUAUGACGGUCGCAAAUAAUUGCUUAGACAGAGAUUAUUUUUACCAAUUCGCAAAACCUUGGCUUGGAGAAGGGCUUGUUACGAGUAACAGGGUUGUCUGGACGGAACAUCGCAAGUUGCUGGACGCAGCGUGCCACCAGAAUGUACUCGAUGGUUUCUUGGAUGUAUUCAACCGGCAGGCACGACGUUUAGUCGAGGAACUGCAACUGGAAGUUGGCAGAGGACCAUUCGAUGCUUUUACUUACACUCGGAGAAAUGCACUGGAAACAUCAUGUUUGACAAUUUUUGGUGUGGACCCCAAAGACAAAUGUUUGUCCUACGACAAUUACAUUGAAGGAAUGGAGCAAAUGUUCAGCAUCAUAGAGUACAGGGCUCACAGGCCCUGGCUGCACUUAGACUGUAUAUAUAACUGGUCGCCGAUGAAGAGGAAGGAGGAGAAAUGUCUGAAGACACUGCACCAGUUCUCGUCCACUAUUUUGAAAAAGAAAAAAGCAGAGUACCUUGAAAAUAGAAGUGACAAAAACAAUGAAGAGAGAUUGAAUGGACAAAAACUAAACUCAUUCAUGGAACUUUUUAUUGAACUUGCAAUGGAAAAUGGAACAUUCAACGAGCAAGAAAUAAGAGAACAUGUAGACACUUUGAUGUUCAGUGGUCACGACAUGAUAGCGAGCGUGCUGUUGUAUACUGUGCUGUUGGUGGGGUCUUGCCCUAAUGUUCAAAAUAAAGUUUUUGAAGAAUUGGAUAAUAUAUUUACUAAUGAUGACAGAGACGUGACGAAGCAAGAUCUGUCACAGAUGACGUACCUGGAUGCUGUGAUAAAGGAGAGCAUGCGCAUUUAUCCCGUUGUACCCUUCGUUACACGACAUAUCGAUAAAAACACCAAGCUGAAAAACUGCACACUAUCGAAAGGUGCAUCGUGUGUUCUGUCAAUCUAUGGGGCCAACAGGCACAGCGUGUGGGGUCCAUAUGCUGAGAGAUUUAAGCCUGAACGUUGGAUGGACCCCUCAAGUUCGCCGGAGUAUGCGUUUGCUAGUUUCGGUGUUGGAAGAAGAACUUGUUUAGGAAAAUCGUACUCUUUGAUGUGCUUGAAGACAACGCUGGCCCACAUAUUCCGAAGCUACAGGGUGUCCGGAGAUCACAACCAGAUGUUAGCCAAGUUGGACAUUAUGCUGAGACCAGUAUCGGGACACCAUGUGUCAAUUGAAAUGAGAAAGUAAUACAGUAAAAGUGGGAAUCGAACCCACGCCCUUGGACGCAGAAGUCCAAUAACUUUGCUUUGUUGUAAGCAAACAAUAACUUUGUUUUGUUGUAAUUUCGUAAAAUUGAAGCUGUUAUGUUACGAAUACGUAUUUUAUGUCAUUUUAGUUACUUUAUUAUAAUUACUUUGUACCUUACUUUAUAAUUUUAUGUGUUUUUAUUAUAAAUACAAAGAUUUCUAUAUAAAUAAAUGGGUAUUUACUAUUAAAUUCAUUGUGUAAAUAAUGUUGAAA